CUGAUCAGCACAGCCUAUACAAAUCCAUCCGGCGGGGAUUGUAUAUAUAAUAUAAUAUAUGUACAUGCAGACAGGCCUGGUUUGAAAUUAUAAUCCCGACGGGAACAAUCAUUGACUCACGUACAUACUACAUUCUUUCCCACAUAUUCAACUUCCACCCCCAACCUACUGCUUCGUACAAUCAUCACACAGCAUCAAACGUCCCCAUAGGGCAAGGAAGCCAAAAAAAAAAAUGGCCGUCGUCUACCGUCGCAGACGCUACCACUGGCCCGAACUCCAACUCAACAUCUGGAUUCUCAUCGUCUUAUCGGCUUCGGCCAUCUGCAUGGGCAUCUUUGCUUGGCUCAUGUCUGUACAAUCCGAGAUGCGUCUCGGUACACCAUGGCUAUUCCCAUUCAUGGUCGUCUCCGGCGCCCUCGGCAUCUUCUUCAUCAUUCUCAUUCUCAUCCUCGCCGCUCAGCGCUUUCUGCUCCCAGGCAUUAUCAUCCUGGGCAGUUUCAUCCUCUUCGUCCUCUGGUUGACGGGGUUGAUUGAGACCUCAUUGCAGUUGUACGGCGUGGUCGGGAACGUCGAUGAUAAUUGUCAGAUCUAUGUCGUUGAUAAUCGGGCAGGCGGGAAUAAUAUGCAGACCUUGGCUUGGUUGACGCAGAAAACUAUUUGUGACUGCUGGAAGACAGCUUUUGCCUUUGAGCUGGUGAAUACUAUCUUCUUUCUUUGGAUGAUGAUCUUAUCGUGGCAGGUUAAUCGCGAUGUAUAUGAUUAAUUUCUUGGUCUUUCUUCUCUUUUUCUUUCUUCAUUUUACUCUCUGUUGUGUUUUCUAUGACCGGAUAUGAUGUUGAUGAUAAGUGUGCGAUGAUUUUUGAUCGAACUCUGUAUAUGAAGAUAUGGGCGUUGUAUGGUAUAUGAUAUCCAAAAAUUUGAGAUUUCUUUUUUUUUUCUCUUUGAUA
Aspergillus pseudotamarii is the source of this 947-nucleotide messenger RNA. RefSeq lists its product as uncharacterized. The coding region runs from base 233 to 763 and encodes 176 amino acids. The record is from RefSeq and is a predicted model, not a curated record. Lineage: Eukaryota; Fungi; Ascomycota; Eurotiomycetes; Eurotiales; Aspergillaceae. The transcript is spliced from 3 exons.